Molecule: messenger RNA, 3044 nt
Organism: Phyllostomus hastatus (greater spear-nosed bat)
Lineage: Eukaryota; Metazoa; Chordata; Mammalia; Chiroptera; Phyllostomidae
Gene: CCDC30
Product: coiled-coil domain containing 30
Exons: 18
Coding region: 761-2758 (665 amino acids)
Source: RefSeq, a predicted model, not a curated record
UGGGCUCUAUAGGCACCUGCAGCUUGCCGUGGAGCGGCGUAGGAGCAAAGCGACCUGGGACCCUCACCGUACUUUUUAGAAGACGAUUUGUGGCCUGCUUCCUGCGGUACCCGUCUCAGCUCCUAGGAGGAAAGCGUCUCUUCUCCGCGCUUUUUUCGCCAUUCCAGGCCUUUACCGCUUCUCUCCCCAGAAUGGCUCGAAACUACGGGGGAAAGCUUCUGCCCUAGCGCGGCCUUUCUAGCCACGGGCUGGAGUGAUUCUGCCAGAAGGAUUCGCCCGUUUCUGGGACCCAGAGCCACAGGCAUUUCGAACUAGGCUGCAGCUCUUAUUUAGACAGGGCUUAGAACACUCCCAGUUAGGCGUUUGCUUUGUUUUGUUUUGUUUUGUUUUGUCCUCAUUUUACUGACGAAGACUCACCCUUGCACAAACGACUGGGUCUGAAGCCCCCGGCCAUUAACCAAGUCACGGAGCCACGGCUUUCCCCGGCUGUGAACAAAGAACUGCCGUUUUCUGCUUUGUUGCCCUGUGUUCGUCAUGCAGAACCUCACGUAAUUCCCGUUGAAGUUUGGAGGCCUUUUGAAGUCUCAGCAUCAGACGUCAUCAAGGAGAAGUUCAGUUAGAGGGUGUCCUUCACCAUCCCGAGAAAGAAUUGAAAGCUACUACAGAAGAGCAACUCUGUUUUGUCUGGCACCCGGUUCUAGGACAGUGAGACGUGCUGAGGACUGCUUCCAGAAAUCCUGAAGAACUUUCAGUGAAACGCAUGGAAGACAUGAAAGAAGUGGGAAAUUAUGCAAACCAUGUCUGUAAUUUGCCAGAGGGAAGAGAAUCACUUUCUCACGGUUAUGAAAACAAAAACAAACAUCUCAGACAUGAGUUCAGAGAGCUCCAACUCAAACAGGAAGCACAAAUAAAGGAGGUUGAAGAAAUGUUGUAUCAAGAAGGCUCCGAAAUAGCUCUGAGUAGCCCCAGUGAACAGAUUACAUACUUACGGUUCCAUAACAAAGACAUAGAAGAAGAUGGAAUGUCACAAAACUGCACAGAGGGAGAUGUGGAACAAAUAGCAAAGAGGUUAAGGAUGGCCCAUGAGGAAAUCCGAAGGCUCGCUGAUGAACUGCAAGGAAAUGAGAAGGAACAGACUAAAUUAGAUACUGCACUUGAGAAGGCUCAACUAGAAAUCGAGGAACUCAAAGACAAUUUGAUAAAACUGAAAGAAAAUGAUUCAAUUGACCUAAAGAAAGCAAAGGAAUAUAAUCAGAGACUGAAUGAGGAAAUUCUGGCUUUAAGAACUCGGGUUCGAUCACUGGACUCAGAAAAAAAAGUGCUUGGGGAAGUGGUUGAAAGGCUUAAAGGAGAGAUUCGUGAAUCUCAAGAAAGUAAGCAACUUGGAAACCACUCCACUGGGAAAACUGUGGGUGCUGACCAGAAAGUACAGAGUCUAACAUCUGGAGAAAAACUGAAAUACCAACACCAAGAGGAAAUACAACAGCUUCGUCAGAAUUUACACCGGCUUCAGACUCUAUGCAACUCAGCUGAAAAAGAGCUUCGGUAUGAGCGGGGAAAGAACUUGGACUUGAAGCAACAUAACAGCUUACUUCAGGAUGAAAAUGUUAAGAUCAAAAUUGAACUGAAACAGGCCCAGCAGAAGUUAUUAGACAGUGCCAGGAUGUGCUCUUCACCCCCAGCAGAGUGGAAGCGCUGUCAGCAGAAAAUCAAGGAACUGGAGCUGGAAGUACUUACACAGGCUCACAGCAUUAAAUCACAGAACAACCUGCAGGAAAAGCUGGCUCAGGAGAAAUCUAAAGUUGCUGAUGCAGAGAAAAAGAUUUUGGAUCUACAGCAGAAAUUAGAACAUGCUCAAAAAGUCUGUCGCAUAGAUGCUUGUAGUUUGGAAAAGAAGCAACUCCGGGAGAGGAUAAGAGAAGCCGUGGAAAAUGAAGCUAAAAGAAAGCAACAAUAUCAGGAAGAACAACAGAAGCGGAACCUCCUAGAUCAGGAUAUAAAUGAGCUACGAAAGAAAGUGAAGAUCUUGCAGGAUAAAGAGAAUGUACUGGAAACAACCAAUUCUCAACAACAACACAGAAUUCAGCAACUAGAGGCCCAACUUAAACAACUGGAAAAUGAAAAAAUAAAAUCUGAUGAGAAUCUCAAGAGCAACCAGGAAUUGUCAGAGAAGGUGUCUGGGUUGCAGCAGGAGAAUGAAGCUCUAUGUAAAGAAUAUGGGAAAUUUUUGAAGCAGUUUGAUGCCUAUGUGAGAAACUAUAAUAAAAAAUGUCAUCAUCACAAAACCAAGCUUCACAGAGUCAAGAGUCAUUUCAUUCAUGAAGUAGAGCUACGCGAUAAGAGAAUUAACCUACUUGAAAAUGAAACUGGAAUACUUCGGCAAAAAUUAGAAAAGGAGAAGGCAUUCCAGGACCAGAUCACUGCCCAAAAUGAUAACCUGUUCCUAGAAAACAGAAAACUUCUGGAGCAGCUCGUGGAGCAGGAAAAAGUGAUCCAUGACAACAAGUGCAUGAUAUCUUCGGUCCAGCACAGAGUACUUUCUCUGGAUAAAGAAAAUAAGCAAUUACAGGAAAACAGUCUCCGGCUCACAGAGCAGGUUGGCCUCUUGGAGCGCAUUGUAAGAAGCAUCCAGAUUUGCAGAGGAGAGGAAACAAUACUUAGUGGCAUCUCUGAAUAUGAAGUACUGAAUAAAAUCCUGCCCCUACCAAACUCCAGUCUUUCUGGAACAGGUUUGGUGGAGUCCGUUGGAAGUCUGUAAGAGACUAAAGAACAUAUGUCCGAAGCAGUGGCACACCCCAGGCCCCUUGAGUCUCUACUGUUCACAGAAUCCUGAAGCCGGAUGCAUACAAAUACGUGGCUUCUCUGAAAGAGACACGUCACCUCUAAAACCAGACUGGCCAAAGCUGCUAACUUCAAGCCCAUGAGUGCGAAGGUGGAACAUGACGACACAGAGCAGGGUAAUGAUGGAUUCCCCACUGGUCAUGUCAUCAAGCAGGAACCUCGAAAAUUGCUGAUAAAUUCAUUAAACCAGAUCCAAAAAUUGA